Molecule: messenger RNA, 1321 nt
Organism: Polyodon spathula (Mississippi paddlefish)
Lineage: Eukaryota; Metazoa; Chordata; Actinopteri; Acipenseriformes; Polyodontidae
Gene: cth1
Product: cysteine three histidine 1
Exons: 2
Coding region: 46-1083 (345 amino acids)
Molecular function (GO): mRNA binding; metal ion binding
Source: RefSeq, a predicted model, not a curated record
AGCGUCACAGUUCAAACUCUGCAGCAAGACCGCAGCGCAGAGGAAAUGUUGCACGGCGGGCAGUCCAGCGAGGCGCUCCUGCUCUUCCCCUGCCCCGAGGAUGAGGAGUCUCUGCUCUUCAGUGCCUCGGCCCUGUGGGGAGAAGGGGGACCCCUGUCCGAGGCGCUGCUGCCCCUGGUCGAACUUUCCUCCUCCGGGGGCUCCCCUCGGCCCCUGGUGCCCUGGCCCUGCUACCUGCGCUAUAAAACGGAGCUGUGCACACGCUACACAGAGACUGGCACCUGCAAGUACGCAGACAAGUGCCAGUUCGCCCACGGACUGCAGGAGCUGCGUGCACCCUCCCGCCACCCCAAAUACAAGACAGAGCCCUGCCGCGCCUUCCACACAGCUGGCUUCUGCCAGUACGGUCCCCGCUGUCUCUUCAUCCACAGCCCAGAGGAGCAGCGGCGGGCAGAGGAGCAGAGGCAGCCCCACAGCAAGUACAAGACCGAACCCUGCCGUUCCUACCGGUCCUCCGGCUUCUGCGCCUUCGGGAGCCGCUGCAACUUCCUCCACGAGGAGGAGGAGGAGGGGCUGGCAGGGGGGCUUGGGGCUGGGUCCCAAUCCAGCUUCUCCUCCUCCCCAGGCCAGGGCAGGCCCACUCACCAGCAGUGGAAGCAGCAGCGCUCUGUGGCUUGCCGCACUUUCCUAGCCUUUGGUUUCUGCCUCUACGGGGCGCGGUGCCGCUAUAAGCACAGCGUAGAGAAGCGCCAGCCUGAGCUGGCAUCCAGCACCUGGCCUGUUUCUCCUUCUCUGCCACCUUCCAUCUACAGCCUGGGGCUUUCCAACCUGGCCCAGCCCGGUGGGAGAGCCCCCUCCCCAGCCUCGGACGGGCUGCCCUGCUCCUCUUCGUGUUCCUCCGUCACCCCGGAUUACCAUGGCGACAGCCCCUCGCCAGUGCCGCCCGAGCUGCUGGCUAACAAUGCGUUCACCUUCACCAACCAACACAUCUCUGACCUGCUGCUGCCCCUGGCCUGGAGACUGCAGGACCUGGAGGACCGUCAGCGGGGGCUAUCCCCAGAGCCAGGCUACCUGGAGCUGUGAGCACAAACUCCAGCACCCUGCUCGCAAACUGGGCCCAGCUUUGAUUCUGGUUAAUCGGCAGAAGCGUUGUUGGUUUCCAGCGGUCCUCCUGCAGUGCUGUGUCUCGAACCAGUUCUCUUCCAUGUGUUCUACACCCACACUAUUUCAAACAUUGAGCAAUUGUUAAUUCUAUUUCUUUUUAAUCCAAGCAUAGCAGUGUUGCUUUUUUUUCAAUCGGGAAUGUGUGUGUGUUUUUUUU